Molecule: messenger RNA, 1621 nt
Organism: Carcharodon carcharias (great white shark)
Lineage: Eukaryota; Metazoa; Chordata; Chondrichthyes; Lamniformes; Lamnidae
Product: zinc finger protein 239-like
Exons: 2
Coding region: 186-1127 (313 amino acids)
Source: RefSeq, a predicted model, not a curated record
GGGUGUUGUCGGACGGGCUGGUGUUGGAGCCGCAGGGAGAGCAGAAACUGAUUGGAGACAGCGGUCAAUUACACAGGGUAUCAGAAGGGGAAGAUUUGCGGUCAUGAAAUUCCAACCAGAUGUCACAUCUAGAUCCGACAGAGUCACCCAAUUUAUCAUAACCUGAACAUUAUCGGAUUUUGAACAUGGAAAGAAAAAGCACAGUUCAUAAAGAAGAGAAGCCGUGGAAAUGUGGAGACUGUAACGGGGGUUUCAGAUCCCCGUCUGAGCUGGAAACUCAUCGGCGCAGUCACACUGGGGAGAGACCAUUCACCUGCUCCGAGUGUGGGAAGGGAUUCACUAGGUCAUCCAACCUGCUGCAACACCGGCGAGUUCACACUGGGGAAAGGCCAUUCACCUGCCCCGAAUGUGGGAAGGGAUUCACUCAGUUAUCCCACUUGCUGACACACCAGCGAUUUCACACUGGGGAGAGGCCAUUCACCUGCUCCGAGUGUGGAAAGGGAUUCGCUCAGUCAUCCGACCUGCUGAAACACCAGCAAGUCCAUUCUGGGGAGAGACCUUUUAAAUGCCCAGAUUGCAGGAAGUGCUAUAAAAGUUCCCUGGACCUGAUGCGCCAUCAACGUGUUCACACUGAUGAGAGACCAUUCAGGUGCUCUCACUGUGGAACUGGGUUCAGGCGAUCAGACGAACUCAUUGUACAUCAGCGUACUCAUACUGGGGAGAGGCCGUUCACCUGCUCUGAGUGUGGGAAGGGAUUCACUCAGUCAUCUGCGCUGUUGACACACCAGCGAGUUCACACUGGGAAGAGGCCAUUCACCUGCUGUGAAUGUGGGAAGGGAUUCACACAGUUAUCCACCCUACUGAAGCACCAGAGUGUCCACACUAAUGAGAGACCAUUUAAAUGUCCAGACUGCGGGAAGUGCUAUAAAAGUUCACGGGAACUGAUGUCCCAUCAACGUGUUCACACUGAUGAGAGACCUUUUAAAUGUCCAGACUGUGGGAAGUGCUAUAAGGGCUCUGGGGAAUUGAUGCGCCAUCAACGUGUUCACACUGAUGAGACACCAUUCAGGUGCUCUCACAGCAGGACUGGGUUCAGGGGAUCAGAACAACUCACUGCACCCCAGUGAGUUCACACUGGGGAGAGGCCAUUUACCUGCACCAUGUGUAAGAAGGGAUUCAUUGGGUCCUCUGAGCUGAUGCAACACCUGAAAAUUCACACUCAGGAGAAGCCAUUUAUUUGCACUUACUUUGGAAAGAGUUUCAGGCAGUCAACCCACCUCAACGUACACCAUCGAGUUCACACUGGGGAGAGGCCAUUCACCUGUUUUGAGUGCAGGAAGGGAUUCACUCAGUCAUCCAUCCUGCUGAUACACCAGUGAGUUCACACUGGGGAGAGACCGUUCAAUUGCUCUGAAUGUGGCAAGGGAUGCACUACUUCAUCCAACCUGCUGAAGCACCAGCGAGUUCACAAGCAACUGCAGUGAUUGGAUUUUUAUGUCAGUCACAUCCACGACUGAUCCAUGUACAUUGGGGUCUGUUUCUGCUGAUGUUAAUCAACUCCAAACCAGUUAUGUGAACUAAUAAUUGAGAUAAAAGUCAAAUAAAUUGGCUUUGUGUUAAA